Messenger RNA from Scleropages formosus (Asian bonytongue), 1294 nucleotides. RefSeq names its product insulin-like growth factor binding protein 7 (gene igfbp7). The transcript is spliced from 5 exons. Gene Ontology annotation, cellular component: extracellular region. Gene Ontology annotation, molecular function: insulin-like growth factor binding. Gene Ontology annotation, biological process: regulation of signal transduction; regulation of cell growth. The record is from RefSeq and is a predicted model, not a curated record. Bases 97 to 915 code for a protein of 272 amino acids. NCBI's taxonomy places the organism in Eukaryota, Metazoa, Chordata, Actinopteri, Osteoglossiformes, Osteoglossidae.
UCUUCUGGGCGGGAUCACGUUCCCACAAAACAGCUGCAGGGUUCCUCCACCCACUAGUUCAUCUGUCUGAUAGCGGAGCUGCUACAACCCAACAACAUGCUGGUGCCGGUUCUGCUGGUGUCCCUGGUGCUGUGUCUGCCCCACGCAGCCGCACUUGCUGACCGCGUGCCCCGCUCCUGCGGCCAAUGUGACCCUGCACUGUGCACACCGCUACCACCUGAAGGUUGCAAGUUUGGAUCCCUGCCAGAUGCAUGUGGCUGCUGCUCAUCCUGCGCUUCUGGGGAGGGGGAGCCCUGUGGUGGUCGUGGUCCUGACAGCAGGCGCUGUGCCCCAGGGCUUGAGUGUUCACGGGGUGAACGUGGAGAGCGGGGCAAGAGGAGCAAGGCAGGUUCGAGCUCAGGAGUAUGCGUGUGCAGAAAUGCAUACGAGGUGUGCGGGUCAGAUGGGAUCACGUACCAGACCGCGUGUGAGCUGCGGGCAGCCAGCGUGAGGGCAGUAGCCCGGGGGGAGCUAGAAGUGCGAGUGGAGAGUAAAGGCAAAUGUGGACAAGCGCCCGUCAUUGUGACAAAUCCCGGGGAGAUCUGGAACGUGACCGGCUCUCAGGUGUACCUCAGCUGUGAAGCCACAGGCGUCCCCACCCCUGUCCUUACCUGGAAGAAGCUCUCUGAGACGACGGGGAAGGCGGAGCUGCUCCCAGGUGACCGUGACAACCUGGCCAUACAAACCCGCGGGGGGCCAGAGAAGCACGAGGUCACAGGCUGGGUGCUGAUCUUGCCCCUCACCAAGGCGGAUGGCGGCUCGUACCAGUGCCACGCAGCCAACCCCAAGGGAGUGGCAUCGGCGGUGGGUAGCAUACAUGUGGUAGACUCCAUGGAGGACAUCCCCACCAAGACAGCUAAGGAUGAGGAGCUCUGAAGCUGCCCAGCAUGGCAGACAGCAGGAGGAGAAUCCUACCUGGAUCACACAGCUCUGUGGACCUCCAGAUCAGGAACAAAACAAUAACUUUUUCCAAAUUCAGCCACCCUUUCCCCCAUGCAUAAACACACGUAUACACACAUUAGCAGAGAUCACAGCACUGAGGAAGAGCAACAUGUGGCUUUAGCAAACACACUCCUCCUCCUCCUCCCCACCUGUAUAUACACACGCUGCUGGAGAUCACUGCACCAAAGAGGAAUAUUUGCCCCAUCGCACAGAGACCACCCCUUCUCUGUCCUUCAGCAUUUCACAAGAACACUUCUUACUCCAAGAGAAAAUUGUACCAGAGGAAAAGAAUAUGUCAAGUUGUGCAGAUGAA